This is a messenger RNA of Saccoglossus kowalevskii, 633 nucleotides long. RefSeq names its product tubulin alpha-1 chain-like. Lineage: Eukaryota; Metazoa; Hemichordata; Enteropneusta; Harrimaniidae. The record is from RefSeq and is a predicted model, not a curated record.
AUGGUUGAUAACGAAGCAAUCUACGAUAUUUGUCGUCGCAAUCUUGACAUUGAACCUCCAUCGUACAACAAUUUGAAUCGCCUGAUUGGCCAACUCGUCUCUUCAAUUACGGCUUCUCUUAGAUUCGAUGGUGCCCUCAACGUAGACUUGACGGAAUUUCAGACCAAUCUGGUUCCGUAUCUUCUUAUUCAUUUUCCAUUGGCUACCUAUGCUCCAGUGAUCUCUACUGAAAAGGCUUACCAUGAGCAAUUCCCGGUGUCCGAAGUGCCCAAUUUCUGUUUCGAGCCGUCCAAUCAGAUAGUUAAAUGUGAUCCUCGUCACGGAAAGUAUAUGGCAUGCUAUGUCAACUACCAACCACCAACGGUCGUUCCAGGUGGCGACUUGGCCAAAGUACAGCGAGCUGUCUGCAUUUCGAGCAACACCACGGCCAUCGCGGAGGCAUGGGCCCGUCUUGACCACAAAUUCAAUUUAAUGUACGUCAAACGCGCUUUCGUCCACUGGUAUGUCGGUGAGGAGUUCCCGGAAGCAUGCGAAGACUUGGCUGCAUUGGAAAAAGACUACGAAGAAGUUGGCGUGGAUUCUGUCGACAAUGAAGGCGGGAAGACGAGGAAUAUUAAAAUUGUACAAAUUUAA